AUGGUAAAAAAAAUUAAAAGAGUUGACUUAACUUUACACAUCGAGACCCAACAACAACAAGAGGGAUCGGAAUGUGAUUGUAUAAUAUGUAUUAGAGGUUCGCCAAUAUUAAAAGCAACAAUAUCAAAAUAUGGCUUAUGGAAACGUAUUUUGGAGUUGGUAAUAUUUGUGUUGGUAGAUUACCAGAAAGCAGAUUUUACCCAUUUUUUAAACACUAGUACCAGAGCAUCGCAAAUGAAUCCAGAAAAACUCAGAAUUAUUCUUGCAUCAUUAGAUUAUGUUCAUACAAAUUCAAUUAUCAACUACGUCCAACAACACAGAUUUUUGUUAAGACUUGAGCCAUAUUUCAUUUCAGAUCCACAAUGGAGACAUGCAUUGGUUAAAGCAUUGUCAAAUCACAAAGAAAUAUUUUUACCAGGGUUAAAUCGUGUAUUUGCAAAACGUGGCUAUUGGAGUUUAAGAGAUCUUUCUGAUCCAUGGGAAAGAAUCAAAAAGGAUGAGGAGAAUGAAUUGGUCGCAUCAAUUCCAGAUGGUAAGAAAGAUUCACGUCUCUCACAGCUAAAACCACCAAAGGCUAUCGUCCAAACAAAUAGAAAUAAUACCUUGGGUCCUCAUGGUACACGUUUAACAGUUAGAAAAUAUGUUCAGACUUGCAGUUUUGACAGAAUUGAAUUAGUAUGUACCUCCCCUAUUUACUGUAGAUAUCAUGAUCCAUUAGAGUGUGUAAAAAAAGAAGGUUCUCCCGAACAUUAUAGUGAUAGUGACGAUGAUGCAGACGAAGAGACCACUCCAAAAAAAUCGGUUGCUAAAAAAAAAAAAGAAAAACCAAUAAAAACCAAAAAAGUUAAUAGUGCUAAUAAUAGUAAAAAUCAAAAUAAUCCAAAAGGUCGAAAUAAUCAAGGUAAUCCAAUUAAUUAUUCUUCACCAAUUUUAUCUCCUUCAUUUAAUUCAAAUUCAAAAACUGCACCAUUAACUUCAAAACCAAUUUCAUUAACUCCACUAAGUAUUAAUAGUAAUAAUAGUAAUGGUUUUUAUAAUAGUAGAUCUGGUUUUAAUAAUGUCGAUAAUAAUUACUCAGAUGACGAAGAUAGUGAUGAUUAUGAUAGUGAUGAUAAUGAUGAUUAUAGUAAUAGCUAUAAUAAUAAUAAUAAUAAUAAUAAUAAUAAUAAUAAUAAUAAUAAUAGUAAUAAUAAAAAUAAUAAUAAUAAUAAUAAUAAUAUGAAUAGUUAUAAUUUUAAUAGUAAUAAUAAAAAUAGUAAUAAUUAUAAUUACAACAAUAAUAUAAGUAGUGGUAAUAAUAAUAAUAAUAAUAAUAAAAAUGACUAUAGCUUAAAUAGUGACUAUUUUAAAAAUCUCUUUGGAAAUGACAAUAAAAAAAAUAAUAAUGCUAAUAAUACUAAUACUAUGGAUAGUCAUUACAUCGGUGGAACAUUAUUAGUGACAACUAUGAUGCAAAGAGUUCACUUUGAUGCUUGCAGAUAG
This is a messenger RNA of Dictyostelium purpureum, 1482 nucleotides long. RefSeq lists its product as uncharacterized. The record is from RefSeq and is a predicted model, not a curated record. Lineage: Eukaryota; Evosea; Eumycetozoa; Dictyosteliales; Dictyosteliaceae. The transcript has a single exon. The coding region runs from base 1 to 1482 and encodes 493 amino acids.